AUGGACGGGUGGUUAAGCUUGUGUUUCAUAGCCGGAUCCACGCUCCUGGCAAUUUGGUUUCUCGACCUCUCCCGUCGCAGGAACAACCCCAAUAAGAAGCUGCCUCCAGGGCCAUGGACUCUCCCCAUCGUCGGCAGCCUCCUCCACGUCGUCGGCGCCUUCCCGCACCGCACCAUUGCAGAGCUGUCUCGCCGGCAUGGCCCGCUGAUGCACCUCAGGCUAGGCGAAGUCGCCACCAUGGUCGUCUCUAGCGCCGAGGUGGCGGCUAUGCGGGACGAGUACAUCCGCGAGUUGGGCGAGUCGAUGGAGCUUGUCACCGGCUUCUGCCUCGUCGACAUCUUCCCCUCUUCGCGGCUGGUGCGGUGGCUUAACAGCGUCGAGAGGCGUAUGAGGAGGAGCUACGGCCGUAUGCAGAGCAUCAUCGCUGACAUCCUCGACGAGCGCAAGGCCGCACGAGCUGCCGGCGAUGGCUCCUGCAGCACCGAUGACGAGGAUCUGCUGGAGGUGCUGCUCAGGCUGCAGGCCGAGGACUCUUUGGAAUUCCCUCUAACCACAGAGAUUAUAGGCGCCGUCAUGUUUGACAUGUUUGCUGGUGGCACGGAUACCACCGCAACCGUUUUGGAGUGGGCUAUGUCAGAACUUGUGAACAAUGCCGAAGCCAUGACUAAAGCACAACUAGAGGUCCGAGAGGUGCUUGGCGAAGACCGAGUUAUCAUUACCAAUUGUGACAUUGCUAAACUCCCCUACAUGAGGAUGGUCAUCAAGGAGGUUCUGAGGUUGCAUCCACCCAUUCCUCUAGUCCCUCGCAUGGCUAGAGAUGAUUGCAAUAUUAUGGGUUAUGACAUGCUUAAAGGCACCAAUGUAUUAGUUAAUGUCUUCGCAAUUUCCAGAGAUUCAAGAUAUUGGGAAAAUCCUGAAGAGUUUAAGCCCGAGAGAUUUGAGAACAACAAUAUGGAUUACAAUGUGACAUAUUUUGAAUUUAUUCCCUUUGGGGCUGGGCGACGGCAGUGCCCUGGGAUGUUCUUUGGCAUAUCGACAGUGCACAUCACAUUGGCAAACAUGUUGUAUCAUUUCAAUUGGAUGCGUCCUGAAGGGGCUUGUCUGACUUCAUUUGACAUGUCUGAGAAAUUUGGGUUGACAAUAAGACGAAGAUAUGACCUGCAGCUCAGAGCUAUUCCAUGGGUGGGCGUCAAAAAUAUACUGUUGAGGUGA
Molecule: messenger RNA, 1212 nt
Organism: Triticum turgidum subsp. durum (durum wheat)
Lineage: Eukaryota; Viridiplantae; Streptophyta; Magnoliopsida; Poales; Poaceae
Source: the annotation of a GenBank genome assembly